CAGGGAUUCCUCUGUCCCAAAUUUCGCCGAGCGGUGCCUGUUAUUGUGUGUCACAUGUCGCAAGCUCCCGGGGGUGGGGGCAAUGUGUAGGGCGGUCAUCUUCUCACACCGUGCUCGCCAUUCUCCAGUGGAUGUUUAACUCACACAGCUAUGGUCAUCACCAGCAAUAUCUGUGUACAGAGCCUACAGCUCCUGUUAAGCCUCGGCCUAUUCCCAGGGUUUGGCCUGACAGAAGUCCACAUCAACACAGAGAACGACGACUGCAGACUUCUGACGACCAUUGUGCCAAUCACGAGGCAAAUGACCAUCAACCAAAAUGGACGACCGAUAAACGCUAUGUGCAUAGGUCAAGCCACACUCAACAAAUGUGAGGGAAUGUGUGAGUCGAGCGUAACUCCAAGUGUCAACCUGUAUCCAGGCUUCAAGAAGAACUGCCGCUGCUGUAAGGAGAAGACAACCGAGUCUAAGGAAGUUCUGCUGACUCAGUGCUACAAGGAUAAGACCGAGAUCAUGAGUCAGAGCGUCAGCGUCGUGGUCAAGGACAUUACCAGCUGUCAGUGUGAGAGGUGUGAGGGCUGACCAGCACAAACGCCCUUGUCUGCUUUUUAAAAGAGGAUUAAUUCAAUCAUACUUUAGCUGCAUAACAAAACUCGUUGGUUAUUUCCCUUUAUUAGAAGCCGCUUAAAAUAAAUAAAUCUCAAGAUUUUUGCUUAGAUCAUAAAAAAGUAUGCUAAAUUGAAAUUUUAAAUUUUUUAAAAUCAAUUUUAUCUGUUUGAUGUAUUGUUAUACUCUUGAUGUUUAAACUCCACUAAAAUGUAGGCCUACACUUGUAGCAAUGGAGCUAGUAGAACCACGGCAAUGUUUCACCAAUCUCAUCAUUCAUCUCGUCAUUAGCGCUGGUCACUACACACUACAUCUAUCACAGAGGUUCUCAGUAUCUUGUGCUUACCCCC
Messenger RNA from Physella acuta, 953 nucleotides. Its product is annotated as partner of bursicon-like. Gene Ontology annotation, biological process: G protein-coupled receptor signaling pathway. Gene Ontology annotation, molecular function: neuropeptide hormone activity; G protein-coupled receptor binding. The record is from RefSeq and is a predicted model, not a curated record. Gene Ontology annotation, cellular component: bursicon neuropeptide hormone complex; extracellular region. Lineage: Eukaryota; Metazoa; Mollusca; Gastropoda; Physidae.